Penicillium diatomitis is the source of this 1545-nucleotide messenger RNA. RefSeq names its product protein translocase subunit TIM44 (gene tim44). The record is from RefSeq and is a predicted model, not a curated record. Lineage: Eukaryota; Fungi; Ascomycota; Eurotiomycetes; Eurotiales; Aspergillaceae. Gene Ontology annotation, cellular component: mitochondrial inner membrane. Gene Ontology annotation, biological process: protein import into mitochondrial matrix. Gene Ontology annotation, molecular function: protein-folding chaperone binding. The transcript has 2 exons. The coding region runs from base 1 to 1545 and encodes 514 amino acids.
AUGAUUCCUGCGAGGUUGACCAUGUCCGCGCGUGCGGCGACCGCGCGCUCCCAAGUCCCAACCUUGAGAGCUCUCACGCAAUCCCGGACUCUGUCAAGUUCAUCAUUGCCAAUUCGAGUCAGCAGCCUAAACGCCAACAAGAGUAUCUUGCAGGCAAAUUCCGUGCCCUCCCAACUGGUCUCUCCGUUCGCCGCGCUAUCUGUGACUCGAUCAUUCCACGCCACAUCUCCUGUCCUGCAACAGCAGCAGCAGCAACAACAAAAACCGAAAAACGAGCAGAAGGGUGAAGACUCAGAGUCUGAACAGAACAAGGAACAUGAGAGCUCGGGGAAGGAAGAGUCCAAGGAAGAGAAGAAGGACGAAGCGCCUCCCCCACCCCACGGUGACAAGUCUCCGUGGCAAGUCUUCCGUGAAACCCUCCAGACCGAAUUCAAGGCUUCCAAAGAAUGGAAUGAAUCUACUAAAGCCCUGGCGUCCUCUGCUCACGAAUUCUCCGAGAAUGAGAACAUCAAGCGCGCUCGUGCUGCUUAUCAAGCGGCUUCGGGAGCCGCGUCUAGCCGCACAUCGUCCGCCCUCAAGACUACAGGUCAAGCGAUCGGUAAAGGUGCUGCUUGGACAUGGAACACUCCUGUUGUCAAGGGUGUCAGAAAGGGUGUCAGUGUCACCGGUGCCGGUCUUGAGAAGGCGACGCGCCCUGUCCGUGAGACAGAGGCUUACAAGAGUGUGAAGGAGGCCAUUGACGAUGGCAGUAGCUCACGCUACGGAGGUUGGAUUGAGAAGGAAGAGCGUCGUAAGCAGCGACAACUUCGUGAGGAGAUGGAGGCCAAGUCUGGCAAGCGCCCAAUGCAACCGAUGGAAGAGGACCCCAACGCCGGGACCAACGUGACUCUGCACAAGGACGCAGCUUGGAAGGAGUCAUGGAACAACUUCCGGGACUCUAACCCUAUGAUGCAAAAAUUGUUCGCUAUGAGAGACGUCUACGAGGAAUCGGAGAACCCCCUUAUCAGUACCGCUCGCAGCAUCACGGAUCGCAUUGGAGGAUUUUUUGCCGAGAAUGAAACAGCAAUGGUGGUUAAGAAAUUCCGCGAAAUUGAUCCCAACUUCCAAAUGGAAGAAUUCCUGCGCGAGCUUCGUGAAUACAUUCUUCCGGAAGUUCUCGAUGCCUACGUAAAGGGUGAUGUUGAGACCCUGAAGCUCUGGCUCUCAGAUGCGCAAUUCUCCGUCUACGCUGCCCUUGCCAAGCAAUACACCACUGCUGGCCUUCGAUCGGAUGGGCGUAUUCUUGACAUUCGUGGCGUGGAUGUUUCCAACGCUCGUCUAUUGGAGCCGGGAGAGAUUCCCGUGUUCGUCAUUACCUGCCGUGCUCAAGAAGUACACGUUUAUCGCAACGUCAAAUCGAAUGAGCUUGCUGCCGGUAUGGAAGACAAGGUUCAGUUGGUCACAUAUGCCAUCGGCAUGACACGCAUUCCUGAAGAGGUCAACAACCCCGAAACUCGAGGCUGGAGACUGAUCGAGCUGCAAAAGGCUGCCCGUGAUUAUAUCUAG